Molecule: messenger RNA, 1140 nt
Organism: Malurus melanocephalus (red-backed fairy wren)
Lineage: Eukaryota; Metazoa; Chordata; Aves; Passeriformes; Maluridae
Gene: CUTC
Product: cutC copper transporter
Exons: 9
Coding region: 61-816 (251 amino acids)
Molecular function (GO): copper ion binding
Source: RefSeq, a predicted model, not a curated record
GAUCACGCGGCGCGUGACCGGAGCGCAGAGCAGCGACCCCCGCGCGCCGCCAGCGCAGGUAUGGACGAUGGGUUUCUCAUGGAGGUGUGCGUGGACUCGGUGGAGUCCGCCGUCAACGCGGAGCGCGGAGGAGCUGGGCGGAUCGAGCUGUGCGCGGGCCUCGUGGAAGGAGGGACCACCCCGAGCAUGGGGCUGCUGCAGGUGGUGAAGCAGUGCGUGCGGGUCCCGGUGUUCGUCAUGAUCCGGCCCCGCGGCGGGGAUUUCCUCUACUCGGACCGGGAGGUGGAGGUGAUGAAAGCCGAUAUCCGSCUGGCCAAGCUGCACGGCGCUGACGGGCUGGUGUUCGGGGCCCUCACCGAGGACGGGCGCAUCGACACGGAGCUCUGCACGGCGCUGCUGGCGGUGUGCCGUCCCCUGCCAGUCACAUUUCACCGCGCCUUUGACAUGGUGCAUGACCCUCUGGUGGCACUGGAGACCCUGAUUUCCCUGGGGUUUGAGCGGGURUUGACGAGUGGCUGUGACAGCUCAGCACUGGAAGGAUUGUCCUUGAUUAAGAGGCUUGCAGAGCAGGCAAAGGGCAGAAUUGUGGUGGUGCCAGGAGGUGGCAUYACGGAGCGAAACCUGCAGAGGAUUCUGGAAGGCUCUACUGCCUCUGAGUUUCACUGCUCUGCUCGCUCAGCUCGGGACUCAGGGAUGAAGUUCAGAAAUCCGAACGUUGCCAUGGGAGCGUCCUUCUCUGCCCCCGAGUACUCCAUAAAGGUGGCAGAUGUGGCCAAAGUGAGGACCCUGAACGCCAUUGCCAAGAACAUUCUGUAGGCACCGUGCAGGGACAAGAACGCUGAGGCUCCAGGGUCUGCCCUGGCACAUGGACAGAUGGGUACUGCUUCCGUCCUCAGGCUGCAGAGGAUGUGCACUAGGUGAUGAAGCCUGACACCUCUUCCCUUGGCUUCCCCUGAAGUCCCUGGCCUGGAAACUUAUGUUGGCCGUUUUAAAUAAAAGGACUCGUUCCCAGAUGUUGCAGCAACAGCUGUUUGGCAGCAUUUGGGAGGAAGGGAGUUGAGCAAGUUGGGGGACUGAAUUGUGUAGCACUGCAUGUGAUUGUCAAAUAAACACUGCAGCUGCCCCCCUCUUGCUGUCUAA